Messenger RNA from Hemicordylus capensis (graceful crag lizard), 3868 nucleotides. It is a transcript of the gene SGSM3, whose product is annotated as small G protein signaling modulator 3. The transcript is spliced from 23 exons. The record is from RefSeq and is a predicted model, not a curated record. Bases 362 to 2620 code for a protein of 752 amino acids. NCBI's taxonomy places the organism in Eukaryota, Metazoa, Chordata, Lepidosauria, Squamata, Cordylidae. Gene Ontology annotation, molecular function: protein binding.
GGCGGGGACCACCAAAGACUGGCAGACGUGACGGGGGGUCCCGGUUAGUUUGCGGGUCGGUGGGCGGAAUGAGGGCCAGACCCCGCACCCCACCGCCAGCCCGAGAGAGGCUGAAGGUGGGGAGCGGGAGAGCAAGCAGGCGUCAGACCCGGCAAAGCAAGGGGCAAGCAGAUGGCUGGACGGGCUGCCCAAGGUGGCUGGCUGCAGUAGUCCAUCUGAGAACCUGAAGCACUUCAGUCCCAGCAAUGCCUACUUUUGCCCUGAAUGGACAGCAAGCAAAGAAGCUUUAAGGCCUACACUAUUAGGGCAGUGAUCUUCUGCUGAGUCAAAAAGCUGCCAUUGUCCACACCCCCCCAUCAUCAUGUCAGGAAGCUACACUCCUACAGCUGGUGGGCCCUUCUCUGCUCUCACUCCCAGUAUAUGGCCUCAGGAGAUCUUGGCCAAAUACACCCAGAAAGAAGAAUCCGUCGAGCAGCCAGAAUUCCGAUAUGAUGAAUUUGGUUUCCGAGUAGACAAAGAAGAUGGUGCUGAGCCAAACUCCAGCAAGCUCCUGGGCAUCCCACUGACUGAAGAGCCACAACAUAGGCUGAAAUGGCAAGCCCACUUGGAGUUCACACACAACCAUGAUGUGGGGGACCUCACUUGGGACAAGAUUGAAGUGACUCUCCCACGUUCAGAGAAACUGCGCUCCCUCGUACUGGCUGGCAUUCCUCACAGCAUGAGGCCGCAGCUGUGGAUGCGACUGUCAGGCGCUCUACAGAAGAAGAGAAAUUCAGAGAUGUCUUAUCGAGAAAUUGUGAAAAACAGCUCCAAUGAUGAAACCAUUGCUGCCAAACAAAUUGAAAAAGAUCUGCUCCGCACCAUGCCCAGCAACGCCUGCUUCUCCAACAUGAAUAGCAUUGGAGUGCCACGGCUACGCAGAAUACUCCGGGGACUGGCUUGGCUGUACCCAGAUAUAGGAUAUUGUCAAGGCACUGGCAUGGUUGUGGCUUCGUUGCUUCUCUUCUUGGAAGAGGAAGAUGCCUUCUGGAUGAUGUGUGCCAUCAUUGAGGACCUGGUGCCAGCCUCCUACUUCAGCACCACCCUGAUGGGAGUCCAGACUGACCAGCGUGUCCUCCGCCAUCUCAUUGUGCAGUACCUGCCACCACUGGAUAAACUUCUUCAAGAGCACGACAUUGAACUGUCCCUGAUCACCCUGCAUUGGUUCCUCACGUCAUUUGCUAGUGUUGUGCAUAUCAAGCUGUUGCUACGCAUUUGGGAUCUCUUUUUUUACCAGGGCUCCAUAGUUCUCUUCCAGGUCACAUUGGGCAUGCUCAGCAUGAAGGAAGAGGAACUGAUUCAGUCUGAGAACUCUGCAUCCAUCUUCAACACACUCUCAGACAUCCCCUCUCAGAUUGAAGAUCCAGAUGUGCUCCUGCAGGAAGCCAUGCGUGUUGCUGGCUCACUGACAGAUGUGGCAGUGGAGACUCAGCGGUGCAAACACCUUGCUUACCUCAUAGCAGACCAAGGGCAGCUGCUCAGUCCCAGUGCUUCUGUCAACAUUUCAAAGAUUGUGAGACGCAGGACACAACGCAGGAAGUCUGGCAUCACCUCACUGCUUUUCGGAGAAGAUGACGUGGAAGCACUGAAGGCCAAAAACAUAAAGCAAACAGAACUGGUUGCAGACUUGCGAGAGGCCAUCCUUCAAGUGGCACGGCACUUCCAGUGUGUGGAUCCCAAGAGCUGCAGCAUAGAUUUGACUCCCGAUUACACCAUGGAAAGCCACCAGCGGGAUCAUGAAAGUUAUGUAGCAUGUUCCCGGAACCGACGGCGACGUGCCAAAGCACUGCUAGACUUUGAGCGCCAUGACGACGACGAACUGGGCUUCCGCAAGAAUGAUAUCAUUACGAUCAUCUCCCAGAAGGAUGAGCACUGUUGGGUGGGGGAGCUGAAUGGCCUGAGAGGUUGGUUCCCUGCAAAGUUUGUGGAGGUCCUGGAUGAACGGAGCAAAGAGUAUUCCAUUGCUGGGGAUGACUCUGUCACUGAAGGGGUGACAGAUUUGGUUCGAGGGACGCUCUGUCCAGCCCUCAAGGCCAUAUUUGAACAUGGACUGAAGAGGCCAUCUCUGCUGGGGGGACCCUGCCACCCUUGGCUUUUCAUCGAAGAGGCUGCUGGGCGCGAAGUAGAGCGUGACUUUGACUCUGUGUAUUCUCGCCUUGUGCUCUGCAAGACUUACAGGCUGGAUGAAGAUGGAAAAGUUCUAACUCCAGAAGAGCUGCUUUACCGAGCGGUGCAGUCUGUGAACAUGUCACAUGACGCAGCACAUGCCCAGAUGGAUGUGAAGCUUCGUUCUCUCAUCUGUAUUGGACUCAAUGAGCAGGUGCUGCACCUGUGGCUUGAGGUGUUGUGCUCCAGCCUGCAGACCGUGGAGAAGUGGUUUCAUCCCUGGUCCUUCUUGCGCAGCCCUGGCUGGGUGCAGAUCAAGUGUGAGCUCAGAGUCCUCAGUAAGUUUGCAUUCAGCCUCUCUCAAGAUUGGGAACUUCCUGUAAAGAGAGAGGAGAAGGAAAAGAAACCACUGAAGGAAGGAGUUCAGGAUAUGCUUGUGAAGCACCACCUCUUCAGCUGGGACAUAGAUGGGUGACUUCUUCCCAGGCCUCAAUCUGGACUCCUUGGAUGGCAUCACAUACUUGGCAUAUGCCCCCUCCUCUCCCCCAGCCUAUUGCCCCCUUCAUGCAUUGUAUACCCUGGCCAGCCCUGCUCCUUUCCAGUAGUCUCUUACUAAUGAAGAGAUCUCCCUUCAUGAUGUUGUAUCGACUCACUGGGGCAGACGGACAACAGCACAGUGAAGAGGGCAGGGAUUGUGCUGUGUUUAGACUCUGACUGUCUAGCUUCCCUUCUCUAUGGUGUUACUAAUCGGAUUGUGCAGCGCAUGUAUACACAUACUCUACAGCAGUUGUGAAUACCACUUGGGCCCAGCAUCUGAGGGGAGCAAGCACCUUUUCCUUGAAACCUGAAAUUCUGUAUAAAUGGAAGAAGAAAAAUGUGAUUUGGCUCUGAAGUAGGCAAGGGAAGCCCAACAAGUGGCAAAAGGAAUGCCCCAGGGAGAGGCAUCCUGGCUCUUACAGGUCUCUUUUGUAAGAGGAAAAUGACUAGUGGGCUCCCAUUUGUAGGGCACCACACCCCCCCCCCAAAAGCCUUUUCCUACAUUGAGAUAAUCAUGAAGUAUCUCUGGCUGAGGGAAGGCAAGCUGCUAGGUUUCCAGGUGCUACAGUGCAUGGUGUGGUGCUGCCACAAAGUGCCUAACAUGACUAGCUGGUAACUGAAACUGCCUUGGAUGUUGAGAAGCAUGGUGGCAGCAACGGUCUAGCCAUUAGUUCUGGAUCGUGGCUGAAUAGAAUCUGUCAUUUUAGCCUAGUGCAGAUUUUUUUAAAAUUAGUAACCAAAAGAUGUAAAUUAUAUCCAGAAAUCUGUAUAUUUUGACAUAUCUUAGUUCAGGAAGUGAAGUGGAUUCAGGACUGAGCUGGCUCAGGGAGACAAUUGCAGCCUCUAUCCUAUUGGAGGACAAUGGCAGAGGCUGCAGGAUAGGAGCACACAACUUGAUGCAUGAUGGCAGCACCAAUUGAGUGCAUGUGAUGAAGAAAGCACUGGUUGGGGAGCACAAUCAAAUCAUGCAAAGAUUCUGUGUCAUUGUGGUUUCUAAAUAAAUUGCACAUCUUGUGACUGUGUCGAAGAUAGUAAUGGGGAAAGUGGGAUUGAGCUUCUGUAUGCCUUUAGCCUUAUUUUGUUUACCUGAGCUAUGGCAAUGUUAAUGAUGUUCUAUGGGAGUGAGUUGGCACUCAUGCUGAUUCUUGAGAAAUUACAUAUUAAGUAAAUAGUUAACCAGCCUUUA